Lindgomyces ingoldianus is the source of this 598-nucleotide messenger RNA. RefSeq names its product 4A/4B type thioredoxin-like protein. The record is from RefSeq and is a predicted model, not a curated record. NCBI's taxonomy places the organism in Eukaryota, Fungi, Ascomycota, Dothideomycetes, Pleosporales, Lindgomycetaceae. The coding region runs from base 97 to 528 and encodes 143 amino acids. Gene Ontology annotation, cellular component: U5 snRNP; spliceosomal complex; U4/U6 x U5 tri-snRNP complex. Gene Ontology annotation, biological process: mRNA splicing, via spliceosome. The transcript has a single exon.
CUCCUCUCUCUCUGCACAAAGCUGUCAAACCAUCCAAACAUCUGCCAUCCUCGUCCGUCACCCUCGGCUCCCAGAAUCACCCCCUCUCCCGUCCCCAUGGGCUCCGUCGUCCUCCCCCACCUCCGCACAGGCUGGCAUGUCGACCAAGCCAUCCUCUCCGAAGAAGACCGCCUCGUCGUAAUCCGAUUCGGCCGGGACUCCGACCCUGACUGCAUGCGACAAGACGAAGUGCUCUUCAAAAUCGCCGAGCGAGUCAAAAACUUCGCCUGCAUCUACGUGUGCGACCUCGACGAAGUGCCUGACUUCAAAGCCAUGUACGAGCUCUACGACGCGUGCACGGUGAUGUUUUUCUUCCGGAAUAAGCACAUGAUGUGUGAUUUUGGGACGGGCAAUAAUAAUAAGCUGAAUUGGGUGUUGGAGGAUAAGCAGGAGUUGAUUGAUAUUAUUGAGACGAUUUAUCGGGGAGCAAAGAAAGGGAGGGGGUUGGUGGUUAGUCCAAAAGAUUACUCGACUAGGUAUCGGUAUUGAGGGGAGGGGCUGGGGUCUGAACGUUUACUCUUACUAGAUGGGCUGAGAGAGGAAGAAAGACGGAGGGUGG